ACUUUUGGUAAAUCGCGAGCAUCAAGGAUACCUACAUCGUAAUAAAUACUAAUAUCCGUUGGCAACGUAUCUCUUGCGUCUGCAUAUACCACAAUGUCAUCACCCCCAAAUACCAUCAAUGUACCCAAAAAACGCCCAUCGCUCUCCGUACCUCAUAACCAAGCCAAACGCCGCAAACCUUCUACCGGCCCGUCAGCACUUCGCCAGACCUCAUUCCCUCCACCCGAGCAAUAUAUAGCUGCUGGAUCCCCUGGAUCCGUCACUACACCACGCGGAUAUGGUUACUCACGUUCACCUAGUGUCGAAAGUUCGGCCUUAGCCAGCGUCGCAAAUGGUGCAGAGGGGAGCAUAACUGGAAGAGGACGCAAACGGAAGCGAGGAGGAGCGACUGCCAUUGCUGACGAUGUUCGAAGUGCGACUGGUACGAGUACAAGGGAUAACCGCGGUGGAAGCCCCGCAGAAGGUGAAGAAGCUGAGGAUGAAGACGAAGCUGGCGGCGAAGACGUCGAGGUGAAUCUCGAAGGCGACGGAAAGCAAGAUCAGGCUACACAGCAGCAGGAGCGGGAACAUUUGAACAUGCUCAUGCAAGCCUUGUCUGAUGACCAACGUGCCCGUUAUACCGUAUUUCGUGCCAUGAAGCUACGAAAAGACAUCCUGCGUAAAAUCACGAACCAAACAGUCUCGCAAUCUGUUCCGGCCAGCAUCGUGAUGGCAAUUACUGGUUACACCAAGACCUUCAUCAUAGAUCUGCUUGACGCCGCUAUGCAGGUGCAGCAAGAAUGGGCAGAAGCUGCAGAUCCGAAAGAGAGAUAUCCUGAGGAUGCCUACCAAAAGUUGAACCCACCACCACCACAGCAAUACAACUCGGCGCCGACUAAUCUAAUGUAUCCAAAGCCAGUGAAGCAACAAGUACCACAAAAGACUAUUGGAGAGUUGUGUGGGAAGGAGGUCGGGCCACUUUUGCCUGAGCAUUUGAGGGAAGCAUUGAGGAGGUAUAAGAAGAGUCAAGAGAGCAAAGGUACAGGAUUCAUAGGCUUAAGCCUGGAGGGGCGAGAGACGACUGCAGCGAGAACGGGAGGGAAGAGGCUUUUCAGGUGAGAACGUCAUGCAGAUGGACUAUGGAUUAGUGUUGCAUGUGGCCUUUGGGGGUACGCGUAUAGCAGGGAGAGGUAUAGGAAGCUACUACUAGCCAUUAACUAGAGCGUAUGGUCUUAACGUGAAUCGAUUAAGCACACUACAGAGAGGAUUAGCGCAUCGAUAGAUUGUGCCAGCUAUGUUUCAUCCAGCAUGCUUAUAGCUUUUGUUCAGCUACCCUAAUAUCUGUGAAAAGAACACCGCCAUGACCGCCGUGACCGCCAUGCGACC
Pseudovirgaria hyperparasitica is the source of this 1365-nucleotide messenger RNA. RefSeq lists its product as uncharacterized. Gene Ontology annotation, biological process: transcription initiation at RNA polymerase II promoter; RNA polymerase II preinitiation complex assembly. Bases 94 to 1098 code for a protein of 334 amino acids. The record is from RefSeq and is a predicted model, not a curated record. Gene Ontology annotation, molecular function: protein heterodimerization activity; transcription coactivator activity. Lineage: Eukaryota; Fungi; Ascomycota; Dothideomycetes; Acrospermales; Acrospermaceae. Gene Ontology annotation, cellular component: transcription factor TFIID complex; nucleus. The transcript is spliced from 2 exons.